ACAGAAACGCAUGUCGCAGGCACUUUCGCCGCGGUACUCACAUGUAUUCCUCAAGCGUACGCUAUGUUUCAUACGGGUGACUUGAACAGCGGCAUUACGCUUGCGCUCCAGAGCCGAAAGUCCGUUGCGUGCUUCGUUCGAGAUACGAACGAAGAAAGCCAGAAAUGGGAAGAGAGUUGGCUUCAGGACGAGGAGCUUGCGAGGUUACUGAGUCAAAGAGCUGUGGUGUUGAGGUUGGAAGAGGGAUCUCAGGAGGCGGGCUUUCUGGGUGCAUUUUGCCCGCUCAAGGAGGUUCCGGCUUUGGUGGUCAUACAUAAUGGACAGUUGAAAGAGCACAUCGCGAGUCCGGUCGAUGAAGAUCAAUUCAGAAAGAGGCUGAAGGCGGCGUUGGAUCCAGGAGAGAGCAUACCCAAUUCCGCGAGUGCACAAGGCCCUACACCCUCGAUCACAACACCAGCUUCUACCACUACUCCUACCGCUUCCACCACUACAACAACCCCUACCUCCCCGCCCACAACCUCCCCACCAUCCCGCACCCCAGAGCAGAUCCUCGCCGAGCACCAAGCCCGCGUCGAACACGAACGCAUCGCCCGCGAAGCCCGCCAAAAGCAAGAAGCCGCACAAGCCAAACAACGCGCCCGCGAAGAAGCCGCCGCCCGCCAAUCCCAACCACAAAUCUCGCCCGCAGAGUCCAGCCGCGCCAAAGGCAAGCAGAAAGUCGAGCCCCCAGGCCUCUCCGAGCGCGAGCGCCAAUCUGCUGAGGCGAAACGCAUUCAGCAGACUGCGGCCGAAGAAGCACGCAAGCAUAAGCUUGCGCGCGAGAAGGAUCUCGAGCGCGUUCAGGCUCGCUUACGGCAGGACCAAGAAGAGCGGCGUGCGCAUCAGCGGGCGCGCGAGCGCGAGCGCGAGGCUGUGGGUGUGGGUGUAGGUGCGGGUGCGAGUGCAGGUGCAGGGGCAGCGAGGAGCACACCUAGUCCGCGGCCGCAGACGAGUCGGACGACGAGUGCGGUGGGGAAGAAUGUGAGCUUACAGGUCAGACUGUUUGACGGGAGUACGGUGCGGAAGAGUUUCCCGUCGGCGGAGAAUCUGACGACAGCCGUGAGGCCGUGGGUGGAUGGGCAAUUGGAAGAAGCACCGCCACCGUACACGUUCCGGCAUAUCCAGGCGCCGCUGCCGAGUCGGGAGAUAUCGAUGUCGGAAGAGGCGUCGCCGCUGGCUGAGCUGGGGUUGUUCCCGUCUGCUACGCUUGUGCUUGUUCCUGUUGCGGGAUACACGAGUGCGUAUGCUUCGGGACAGGGCGAUGGGUAUCUGGGUACGGUUCAAAGAGGUACGACGGGGGUGUUUGGGCUGGUUGGUAGUGCAAUAGGGGCUGUUGUGGGUACCAUGAGGGCUGUACCUGGGCUUAGGCUUCUUGUGUCGCCCGGCACAGAUGGUUCACAGGAUGGGAGGGCAUCGGCGCCCCAGCAAGGACGUACUAUGGACCAGUCGAGUUCAAGUGGUGCGCAGGGUACGCAAAACAACUCAUCUGGUUCUGGACUGAAGAUUAGGACAUUGGCAGAUCAGAGGAGGGAAGCGGGCAGGGAUGAUACGGAGCUGUAUAAUGGUAACCAGCUCAACUUUGAGCCCAGAGAUGACGACAAUAAGUAGUCAGUCAUGCUCGCAUAGUCCAGUUUCGUCUUAAUAGCACGAUAUGCGGAGAUUAAUGCCAUAUAUAUGAGCAGAGAGGGUUUAUGAUUGAGAUGCUAUGCUUUAGUGAUUUGCCCCCCAACGUACAUAUUGGAAGACAGCAUGCAAGUCGAGUUUUAUACACAUUUAUAAAUAACGGCUGUC
Messenger RNA from Pseudovirgaria hyperparasitica, 1830 nucleotides. RefSeq lists its product as uncharacterized. NCBI's taxonomy places the organism in Eukaryota, Fungi, Ascomycota, Dothideomycetes, Acrospermales, Acrospermaceae. The transcript is spliced from 5 exons. Gene Ontology annotation, molecular function: protein binding. The coding region runs from base 64 to 1647 and encodes 527 amino acids. The record is from RefSeq and is a predicted model, not a curated record.